CGCUGUAGCGCAUCUAUUAUACUGCCUUGCCGAGGAUAAAAAGAAGAGCAACUGGAGGGACUGUAAGGCAAACGUUGCUGGAGCUGCCGGGGCAAAUCUGCUCUAGGUUGUAUGGUUGCACCCUGGCAAUGGGAUGUCAGUCCCAUUCAGGGAGCAUAAAGGAAGAGAGAACAUCUCCCCGCAGUGACAGCGAGUGAGAGCCCAGCAGGAAGAUGUCGACGGUCACGUCAGCAAUCCAGGCUCCUCAGGGCCCUGUCAACCCUCCACCUCCAGAGGUGACCAACCCCAACAAACCUGGCAGAAAAACCAACCAACUGCAAUAUAUGCAAAAUGUGGUGGUGAAGACCUUGUGGAAGCAUCAGUUUGCUUGGCCUUUCUACCAGCCUGUGGAUGCAAUUAAACUGAAUUUGCCGGAUUAUCACAAAAUAAUAAAGAACCCCAUGGACAUGGGCACCAUCAAGAAGCGCCUGGAGCACAACUAUUACUGGAGUGCCAGUGAAUGUAUGCAGGAUUUCAACACCAUGUUUACAAACUGUUACAUUUAUAACAAGCCCACAGAUGACAUUGUCCUCAUGGCCCAAGCCCUGGAGAAGAUAUUUCUGCAGAAGGUUGCCCAGAUGCCCCAGGAGGAGGUGGAAUUGCUGCCCCCAGUUCCUAAAGGCAAAGGUCGCAAACCCUCAGCGGGCAGCCAGAGCACAGGAGCUCAGCAAGCCGUGGCCGUGUCUUCCGUGUCCCCGCCGGCCCCGUUCCAGAGCGUCCCUCCAGCCGUGUCUCAGACUCCUGUCAUCGCUGCCACCCCCGUGCCAACCAUCACCGCCAAUGUCCCCCCUGUCGCCGCCCCCGCCGCCGCCGCCCCGCCGCCUCCUGCCGCUCCGAUCAUGCCCGUGGUGCCUCCCACGCCCCCGGUUGUCAAGAAAAAGGGAGUGAAGCGGAAAGCAGACACCACCACCCCCACCACCUCUGCCAUCACCGCCAGCAGGAGCGAGUCCCCCACGCCGCUGUCGGACCCCAAACAGGCCAAAAUCAUCGCGCGCAGGGAGAGCGGCGGCCGCCCCAUCAAACCACCAAAGAAGGACCUGGAGGAUGGAGAGGUCCCUCAGCACGCAGGGAAGAAGGGCAAACUCUCUGAGCACCUCAAGUACUGUGACAGCAUCCUCAAGGAGAUGCUCUCCAAGAAGCACGCGGCCUACGCGUGGCCCUUUUACAAGCCCGUGGAUGCGGAGGCCUUGGAGUUACAUGACUAUCACGAUAUUAUCAAACACCCCAUGGAUCUCAGUACUGUGAAAAAGAAGAUGGACAGUCGGGAGUACCAGGAUGCACAAGGUUUUGCAGCUGACAUUCGGUUAAUGUUCUCUAAUUGUUACAAGUACAAUCCUCCAGACCACGAGGUGGUGGCCAUGGCCAGGAAGCUCCAGGAUGUCUUUGAGAUGAGGUUUGCAAAAAUGCCUGAUGAGCCUGCAGAGGCCCCCCCUCCACCUCCCCCAACAGCCCCAGUGGUGAGCAAAAGCACAGAGAGCAGCCACAGCAGCGAGGAGAGCUCCUCCGACUCCGACAGCUCUGACUCGGAGGAGGAGCGCGCGACUCGGCUGGCCGAGCUCCAGGAGCAGCUGAAAGCCGUCCAUGAGCAGCUGGCUGCACUGUCCCAAGCGCCAGUGAACAAACCAAAGAAAAAAAAAGAGAAGAAGGAGAAAGAGAAGAAAAAGAAAGAUAAAGAGAAGGAGAAAGAAAAGCACAAAGUCAAAGCUGAGGAGGACAAGAAACCCAAGGUGGCUCAACCACCAAAACAAGCCCAACAGAAGAAAGCCCCAGCUAAGAAAGCGAACAGCACAACCACAGCUAACAGGCAGCCCAAGAAAGGAGGCAAACAGGCUUCUGCAAGCUACGACUCGGAUGAGGAGGAGGAAGGGCUGCCCAUGACCUACGAUGAGAAACGGCAGCUCAGCCUGGACAUCAACCGCCUGCCCGGGGAGAAGCUGGGCAGGGUGGUUCACAUCAUCCAGUCCAGGGAACCUUCCCUCAGAGACUCCAAUCCCGACGAGAUUGAAAUAGAUUUUGAAACCUUGAAGCCCACAACGUUACGAGAACUGGAGAGAUACGUGAAAUCUUGUUUACAGAAAAAACAAAGGAAACCGUUUUCUGCCAGUGGCAAAAAGCAAGCAGCAAAGUCAAAAGAAGAGUUAGCUCAGGAAAAGAAGAAAGAACUAGAAAAACGGUUACAGGACGUCAGUGGGCAGCUAAACAACAACAAGAAGCCUGCAAAGAAAGAGAAAUCCGGCUCCACUCCCUCCGGAGGCCCCUCCCGGCUCAGCAGCAGCUCCUCCUCCGAGUCGGGCAGCUCCAGCUCCAGCGGCUCCAGCUCGGACAGCAGCGACUCGGAAUGAGCUGGGACACACGGACACAACCCCCAAACGGACACCCCCAACCCCCCCAGCUCUGCAGUGUCCCCUCCCCUGCUCCCCCCACCCUGCUGGUCACGUUUUAUCCCUUCUUUUACUCUGACUUGUUUUUUAUUUUAUUUUUUAACUCAGUGUUACAAAAGGUAUCUUCCUUUUUUUUUUUUUUUUUUUUUGGGGGGGGGGUCUCUUUUAAUAGGUCAAAGAUCUUUGAGUGUGUGUGUGUGACUAGACUUUAUGACAAAUAGUUCCCUUUGCAUAAAGUCUCUAAAAUUUACAUUUAUCUGGAGAAAUUUGGUCGUAAAUGGAAGAACUUUGAGCUCUUAGCAGGAGAUAAAUAGAAAAUUCUGCAAGGUUUGUAGUACAUUUCCCUCCCAGCCCUUCCCUCUCCCCAGAAUAUUCUCUUUUAAUAAGCCUGCCUGGCUCACACAAGGUAAAAACCAUCUUUUUUUAAAGAAAUCUCUGUAAAAUGGUACUGUAUCUGAAAGAUGUUAGCUUUUGAACUAGUUGGUGUAUUUGUUAUUAGCACUAGUAUUCUUAAUCUCCAAGUCUACAGUGUGAUGAAAAUGUCAGAUGCUAUCAUCUUUUUACAUAAAAGCAACAAAAAAAAAUCCAAAAAAAAUUCUCAUGUACUGUGGAUUGCUAACAUGCUUUUUUUAUUUAAUCUUGGUAGAGGCAUAGGCACCUGUUCAGGAAGGUCUUGAAGCAUGAAUUUAACUUUUAAGCACACAAGCAAUACAAGUGGUUGCAUUUCUUGGUUUUCCACUCAAAAACUUCACUUUUCCUGGGCAUUCAUUGGGGAAAAAGGGAGCAAGGGACACACUCAAGUUUCUUGGGAAUGUUAUUUUUACCAUGAAAUAGAUAAUUUCCAGGAAAUGGAAUUGAAAAGAGGUUUUUUUUUUUUGGCUGGGAGUUGUCAGCUGGAGCCUGGAGUGAUCCCUGCAGUGAGCAGAAGUCAUGUGCCCAUUACUGGGCACAUCUUGGGCAUUUCCUCCAUGCCCAACACCUCAGGCUGGGCUUAAAAUAAAGCAGCACUUGAGCUCCAGCUGAGGCUGAGCUGGCAGGGGAAGUGGAGAGGGGUUUUGUGUGUGUUUGGGCUUUUUGCUUUUGAGUUUGCUUUGUUUUUUUUUCCCUUCUCCUCAUUCACAGGGGAUGCUCCUCCUGUGUCAGGCAGGGUUCAGUUCCAGGCACUGAAAUGUUUUACCUCAAUGCAAAGAAGAAAAAGGGGAGGGAGAAAAAAAAAAAAGCUGAUUUUUUUUUUAAAGCUUGCUGUUUUUUUUGACCUGCACUGCUGCAAUACACCCUGGUUUCAGUCUCCCUAAUUUCAUGUAUAUACCAUGAUUUUAUUUAUUAUUAAACACCUUGGGUCAUUUAAAAUGGAAUAAAACCUGACAAAAGCAAAGCUGGGGUUCUGCAGGCCAGCAGACAGGCAGACUUCUAAUGAGGUUUGAACCAGAUUAAAAAAAAAAACAAAAAAAAACAAGAAAGCAAAUAAAAAUCCACAACUUUAUUUAUAUACCUUGGACUUUCUACCUAUAGGUGCUACAGUCCAGUCUCUUGUGUGUCUGGUGCUCUGUCAUGUUUGGUGUGUUCAUUUUUAGAUUUUUUUUCCCUCUUUUCACCCCAGCUCCCCUUUUUCCUGUUUUGUACAGAUUUUAGAGACAUACACUUCAAUACAACUUUAUUUUCUCAGUGGUCUUUUCCCCCCCACCGCUUUUUUUUGUUUUGAUAAAACAGUGGGGGUUUUAUCCUUUUCUAAUCCAAUUUUAAGAAAACACGAGUUCUACAAUAUAUCAAAUUUGUAAUCUGAGGGGCAGAAGUUUUAUUGUAAAUUCUUUUUAUUAUAAAGAAAAAAAAUAGAAUUGAACAGAAAGUUCUGCCUUCCCAUCUCCAGCACCAGCCCCUAAAACUGGAUUUUUCUUUUCCAUUAACAAUGGAGUUCAGUUCUGAUUUUUUUUUAAGUUCUGACUUUACAAAACCUUCCCCCAGACAGAUCCCUGGUAAUAAAUUUUCAGAAUUUACUCUGAGGAAAUGUAAUAUUCACCUAAUUAAGAGCUUGGGGGUUUUUUUAAUGGGGUUGGGUUUUACCUGUGUUUCUCCUGUUGCCUGCAACUUGAAUGAUGAAAACCAAGAAAUAUUUUAAGGAAUAAUUGCAACCAAUUCACUGCCAUGGCAUUUGGAUCAACAAACUCCCAGUUUUCCCUUUUCCUGCGUGCUUGACCCUCACCUGUGGUGGUGGCUUCAUUGGGGAGGACAAAAUUGGAGGCAACAGCAUCACUGCCACAAAAAUCUGGGAAUUUCAGCUCUGUCCCCAUCCAUCAGGAGCAGCCUCUGGAGCACACAGACAUCCCUCAAGGCUGUGCCACCAAAAUUCAUUGGGAAAGUUGGAGCCAGAGGGUCGAGAACCAACCAAGCAGUGAUGGGAAAAGCCUGGCCUGAGGCUGGCUCAGCUCUGGAGGAGAAAUCCAGCCCAGCCUGGGGAUUCCCAACCUGCCAAGGCCACCAGGGAUGAAUGAACCUCCUGCACACCUUUGUUCCACCAGCUGCAACUUGGGCUUCCACUUACUGGGAAAACUUUGCAUGGGGGAAGUGAGAUGUUCCCAGCAAAAUGGAGCAAGGAGAAAUCCAUUUUGGCACGACCAAGGGAAGGAAUUGGUGACUCCUCACUUCCAAAUGGUUUCCUCACAAUUUUCCAUUCCUACUGCUCGUUAUCCACCACGUCCAUGGGGGUGCCUCUUGUCCAUCCCGAGCUUCUCCAGGAAAGAAAAGAUGUUUCCAGUCCAGAGUAAGUAGCAGCAGUCCUAAAUGAGUUGGGAACUGACCCUACAGAGCAUUUAUUUAACUGGGUUUUAUUGCAUGACACGUCAGUCCAGAUGUCACAAAAUAACUUGGAAACGAUCAAACACACAACGUUUGAAAGAACAUUUUUAAACUUAAGAAUAAAAAAAAAUUAAAAAAAAAAAAAUUAAAAUUUUUAUGGUAGAAUUUUUCUUGAAUGAACAAAGUUUAACUUUGUUUUCCAGGGGAAACUUCACUGAAAUCAGUAUGAUUUCAUAUGUAUGCAUACACACAGAGUUUUAUUGAAACUGCUUUUUUCGGAUGAAUUCCUGUUUUGACAAAAAAAAAAUCUCUGACCAGACCUUUCUCAAUCAACCAGCAUUACUGCACCUUUGAAAAAAACUUUGUGAACCUUUUCUCUGAUUGUAAACUCAGCCUGUCUCGUGGCUCAGUGGGACCAGAGGGACAUCCCCACCCCAGCGACCGAAGGAAUCUCUCAGCACAACAAAAUCAUUUCAAUUCUUGUACUGAUGUGGUUUGAACCUUGCCUAGCCCGGGGUUGGUGAGUGUGGGAGUGAUGGAUCAGGGCUGUGUCACUGCUGGGAGGGUGGUGACCCCCAGACACACACAGAAUCAUUUCUGUGUGUGGAAAUCACAGCUGAGUUCCUCCUGAGCUCCCUUCCCUGUUCUCUCUGUGCUAGAAGCAGACUGCAGUUACCUAAUCCAGUUCUUUCUCUGCUUUGGGGACUUUUAGACCAGUUUUUCAUUUUGUUUUUUUUCCUUGUUUUGAAAGGAAUGAUGUUUUUUUAAAGCUGGGGUUGGAGCUGAGGGGAAGGGAUGGGGGCAUGACAAACCACAACGUUUUUAGUACUGGAUUUUAAAUUCUCAGUCUCUCCUCAACCCUGAGCAGUUACCACUAGGGCUAACUGUGGGCAGGCUCUGCAUCAGUAAAGAGAAAUUUAGGAUUCCUUACACAGCAGCAUUAUCUUGCUUGAGCUGCAUUUUGUAAAGAAAAUGGUAUUUGCAUAUCUUUUUAAAAUGUCAUUUUUAAAAAAUAAAUUAAACCACCAGCUAGGAUUUGACACAGGCCACUUAGAACACAGCCCUGAUACUGGCAUAACCAAUCCAGAAAGAUUUGUUGUUGUAUUUUUUUGUUUUAUUAUUUUGGGGUUUUUUUAAUAUUUAAAAGAAAAAAAGAAAUUGUUACUUUUCUGUAUGAUGUGCAUGCAAAUUUACCGUAACUCUUUUUCUUAAAACUUUUUAGUGCCAUUUCUAGUAUAUUCCUGUAAAUGUCAGUUAUUGAAAAGAAAUGAGUCAAUGUAAGUAGUUUAGCUUGUUUAUUGCAAAUUGCUGGCCUCAAACAAAACAGAAUUAAAAAAAAAAAAGAGUUAGAAAGUAAUCUUUGAUGUUACUGGUAAUCACGGACCCUGGUCCUGGGGCAUUCGUUUUGUUUUCAUAAUAAAAAGAAAAAUUGU
Molecule: messenger RNA, 6646 nt
Organism: Catharus ustulatus (Swainson's thrush)
Lineage: Eukaryota; Metazoa; Chordata; Aves; Passeriformes; Turdidae
Gene: BRD3
Product: bromodomain containing 3
Exons: 12
Coding region: 213-2381 (722 amino acids)
Biological process (GO): chromatin remodeling; regulation of DNA-templated transcription
Cellular component (GO): chromatin; nucleus
Source: RefSeq, a predicted model, not a curated record